AUGUAUAUCUGUGCUCUGGGUUAUGACAAUAACGCUGACCUGGUGGAGGACCUGCUCAUGCUGAUGGCCCGAGACAAGCACAGUGCUGAGGCGGCGUUCGCACGUGUGUGCUCUGGCCAUCAAGCAUAUGUCGGAUGCAGCCAGGCGGCAAGCACCCUCUGGAGUGGAGCCCCACCUCACCUCUCCAACAUCACCUCCCUGCAGACUGCGCCGCCAACAAGCACCCGAGAGGCCUGGGAGAUGCUGAAGCUCUUCAAAUCUAAGAACAGAGUUCCAAAAGAGCCGCUGCUGGAGGACUUCCUGUCGGUGUGCUGCAGCGAUGGUUCCUCUCAGAGAGCCGUGGAGCUGGUCCAGCUGUCUGCAGCCUUCUGUCUGUCUGCUACACCCAAAUUGGCCAAGAGAACCCUGGCUGAGUUAGAUCUGACCGAGGAGCAGAGAGCCGUUUUAUCUGAGCUGGAGUCGACAGGAGAGUCCUCAGGCUGAAGGAGACCUCUGAGCCCAUCCAUUGAUACAAACAUCUCACAAUUUCAUAGUGUGUUUCAUUAUCUGUGUGUUAAUAAACGUUAUGUCACAACAUCA
Messenger RNA from Gymnodraco acuticeps, 579 nucleotides. RefSeq names its product pentatricopeptide repeat domain-containing protein 3, mitochondrial-like. Gene Ontology annotation, biological process: mitochondrial translation. Gene Ontology annotation, cellular component: mitochondrion. Gene Ontology annotation, molecular function: ribosomal small subunit binding; rRNA binding. Bases 1 to 483 code for a protein of 160 amino acids. NCBI's taxonomy places the organism in Eukaryota, Metazoa, Chordata, Actinopteri, Perciformes, Bathydraconidae. The transcript has 6 exons. The record is from RefSeq and is a predicted model, not a curated record.